CAGUCAAGUUCGAAUAACUCCGGCGGACGGUUGUAUAUAUCACGCGUGUGAUCAUUGGCCGCGAUAAUCAAAAAAAAGUUCAGUAACAUUUCGGUGAUCCGAUGGGAGUCUCAGAACGCACAAAACAAAUAAAUACUCGAAACAUUUGAUGGAUUUGUGAAAUUUUCGUCUGUAAAAAUCGAUUAAUUUCAGUGUAAAAAUUUAUUUUCGUCACUUUCUCGAGAAUAUCUUCAUUGAUCUAAUAAUAAAUCUUUGAUAGCUAUUGUGAAUCACUGUUUUGUGUCAGCGAAAUAUAAAAGAAAUCGUGAGCCUGAUUUUUUGGUUAAUUCACUCAGAGAGGAUUUUAAUUUGAUUUUUGUUUAUUUGAUUAAAAAACAAGAUCAAUAGAAAAAAAGGAAAUAUGACGAGUACGAAAAUUACAGACUACGAUAUCAAUAAACCAGACAAUUUACUUGCCGAUCUAAAGAAGACCUUAACCAAAACAACCAAUCAUUUGUCAUCAAAAGCAUCCGAAAAAGAUGUUGGAAUCGAUUCUGGUUUGCUUGAACCCCACUUAAACGGAGUAAAAACAGUUCGAACGGAAACCACAACGACGGACAAUAAUGUGAAGCCGUCAAAUCGUUCGGUACUUGGUUCACCGUCUUUGGUAAGAAAAGUCAUGAAUGAGUCGAGAAUUCGUGGUCAAAGUCCAACUCCAAAGGAACACGAGAUUAAAUUCGACAAAUUUGAUCAAAGUCCAAAGUUAACGCGUGAGGUUAAAUUUGAGACAGAACCAGUAUUGGAUUCUAUACCAAAGGCAACAACGACACGUACCUAUAAUUAUUCAAAGACUACCUCAACUACACGAAAUGCUACACCACUUAAAACGGAAAUUGUUGAAAUGGAUACAACUGAUUUGCCGGCUGAAUUGAAAAAUGCACCAAUUUCGAGUGAUUUACUACCACAACCAGGCACCAAAGUCACAACAACAAUUAAAACUUAUUCAUACCAAAUCCCAGACGAUACAAAGGUGCCAGAAAAUCUAACGUUCAAAAAUGAGUACUAUAAUUCGGAAAAGUCAUCAAACACCUACUAUCCAGAUAGUGGAACUCCACCUGGAUCGAAAAAAACGAUUUAUUCAAGUGAAACGCGCAACACAUCGAAACAAAUAAUUCCACCAAUCCCAGACACGGUCGGACCACAUCAAACGAAAUAUUAUUACAAAAAAGAAGUCAACGAAACAAAAAAUAAUGUGUACGCACCACCACCACUACCGCCAUCAAAUAACACGACUACAUGGUAUGAACGAAAUGAAACAAAGACAAACGAUGUAUUCCAUCCACCGAGUGGCAUCACAAGUUACACCCAAAACGUGAGCCAAAACGACAAUCUUCCACCAGGCACGAAGCAAACAUAUUUGUAUAAAAAGGAAACGACCAACACAACGAACACACUGUAUGAACCUCCACCACCGCCUGAACCGAAAACUGAAAAAUAUUAUAAAUAUUCAUCAACCACCACGACCACAAAUACACACAAUAGACCUGAACGAGAACCAAUCCUUGGCCCAUUCCCAACAGAUGGCAUUCACCAAACUCAAGUCGAUGAACCACCAAAGAACUUGAACCAAUUGAUGGCUACAUUUGAAGAGGAGAAUGUGAACGUUGAUGAAGAACCAUACGUACCGCGUAAAGAGAUUAAUACCGCAUUGGCCACAAACAAAAAUGCCCCAUCUAAAAAUGUCACAGGAGCACCUGUCUACUAUCCACCCGGUAAAGAGCUAUUUGCAAAAAGUGAAGCUCAAGGCGCACUAAGAGCAGGAGGUGGAUUUGGUAAAGGAAGUGGGAAGUAUGAGUAUGAAGCCGAGAGCAAGUCGAAGAAAGCUAGUAAAUCUGGUGGGGCUGUCGUUCCUGUAUGUUUGCCUCUAUGUUGCGCAAUGCCAUGUUCCAUUAUGUAACGGAAAUGCCAUGUACUUGAGGCGAAAAAACAAAAUCAUCUGUAUAAAUUUCAAAAAUAACACUCGGACGCAAAGCAUUUUGUCUAUUAUUUUUUCUGUAUUAACAUUUGCAUUUUAAACGAAAUCUGUAACAAAAAUCGAGAUAAAAAUGUCAUU
Molecule: messenger RNA, 2092 nt
Organism: Contarinia nasturtii (swede midge)
Lineage: Eukaryota; Metazoa; Arthropoda; Insecta; Diptera; Cecidomyiidae
Exons: 8
Coding region: 401-1936 (511 amino acids)
Source: RefSeq, a predicted model, not a curated record